Molecule: messenger RNA, 855 nt
Organism: Ictalurus punctatus (channel catfish)
Lineage: Eukaryota; Metazoa; Chordata; Actinopteri; Siluriformes; Ictaluridae
Product: fumarylacetoacetate hydrolase domain-containing protein 2-like
Exons: 4
Coding region: 1-618 (205 amino acids)
Molecular function (GO): hydro-lyase activity
Source: RefSeq, a predicted model, not a curated record
AUGAGUGCAGAUCUUUGGCUGUUGCCUAUGCUACAUUAUUGUCACAGCUCCAGUGCAAAAACUAAUGAAGCAAACCGCAGACAUGAAACUUAUCCUGGCUACGUUUGGUGUGAGGACAAAAAUCAUGCCAAAUUAGAAAUUCAUUCCUAUAAAAAAGAGGCGUCUUACGCUCAUGCCUGUUAUUCUCAGGAGGAGGACGCUCGCGGUCACGUUGCCGGCUUCACCGUAGCCAGUGAGAUCAGCGCUCGUGUUUGGCAGAUGAAGAACGGCAAGCAUUGGCUUCUGGGAAAAACAUUCGACAAAUUCUGUCCACUAGAGCCUGCUCUUGUUACCACAGAAGCACUGAAGGACGUCCACAAUCUGGGGAUCCGGUGCCUGGUAAACGGUGAUGUAGUUCAGGACAGCAACACCAGUCAGCUGAUCUUUAAGACGGAGAAGGUGGUGGUGUGGGUCUCGCAGUUUGUGACUCUGUACCCAGGCGACGUGUUUCUAACAGGCACGCCUCCAGGAGUGGGCGUGUUCAGAAAGCCACCCAUCUUUCUAAAGGUGAGCUCAGUUUCCAGUUUCUUACACUGCGUAGGCUUGUUCUCCAUUUUCCAAUUUUGUGAAUCUCUAUAAGACUAAUAUGACCUGGUCAUGGUGAUGGAGAAACACCGUGGCUCAUUUAAUCCCCUUGAGUAAAUAUACAUAAAAGACAGGGGCGCAAUAAGUUUUGGUGAGCCGAAAUCCUCAGAAACGUUAAGAGGUGCCCUUGGUGAUGACUGGUUUAGAAAGUCAUUCAUCACGUCUGGUGUUUGAUGACCGUGCAGAACUAAGCGAUUAGAGAAAUGAGUCUGAAAACAGCUCUGGAGUUAU